AUGAAGCGCUGGACCGCAUCCAUCACAGCCGCAGCAGCGCUCGCCAGCCUCGCUGCCGCCGCUCCGAUGUCGACUUCGACCCAGGAACAGUACAGCAGCAGCAGCAACUGCGAACAAUACGGAAGCGUCCCGACCGGCGUCUACACCGUCUACAACAACCUGUGGGGCCAGAGCAAUGCCAAUUCCGGAAGCCAGUGCUUCAGCGUCACAAGCUUGAGCAGCGACGUGCUCGCCUGGAGCACCACGUGAGUUCCCAAUACCAUGAUCUAUGGUUCAUCGCUCCCUUGAUUCUAAAACUCUGGUGCCCUUCUAGGUGGUCCUGGACCGGCGGUGCCAACGACGUGAAAUCCUACGCCAACGCCGUGCUCACUUCUUUGACUUCUUCCUCGCCACAGCUCUCUUCGGUCAAAUCCAUGAAAUCGGAGUGGGAUUGGAGUUAUAACGGUACGGAUCUCGUGGCCGAUGUGGCGUAUGGUAUGUUCCGAAUCGAAUUCCCAAAUCAAUCCAAAAAAAUCCCAAAUUGUGUUUUUUCCGCAGCCAAAGAAACUUGGACAGAGAGAAAAAAGAGAAAGGCUGUUGAUGAUGGCUCAUAGACAUGUUCACCUCUUCCACAUCCGGCGGCUCCGAGGAAUACGAAAUCAUGGUCUGGCUCGCAGCCCUGGGCGGCGCGGGCCCCAUUUCCGCAAAAUACGUAAGUCAUCCUCUCCCUCACCCAUCCCCCCGCCCCCUCCUCCCCCUUUCAACCUCACUGACAUGACCUGACCCAAAAAAAAGGGCUCCGACGGCAACGCCACCUCCAUCGCCACGACAACCCUCUGCGGCACGAGCUGGAAUCUCUACAAGGGCUCCAACGGCGCACAGACGGUCUUCUCCUUCGUCCCGGCAGACGGGAGCCACGUGACGAAUUUCAGCGGCGAUGUGCUGCAAUUCUUCACCUAUCUCAUUUCGGAUCAAGGGUUUGAGAAGGCGCAGUAUCUCGUGAGUGCCGGGGCGGGGACGGAAGCUUUCACGGGGAGUGAGGCGGCCUUCACCACGAACAAGUAUAGUCUGAGUGUGGUGGCUUGA
Molecule: messenger RNA, 1065 nt
Organism: Lecanosticta acicola
Lineage: Eukaryota; Fungi; Ascomycota; Dothideomycetes; Mycosphaerellales; Mycosphaerellaceae
Source: the annotation of a GenBank genome assembly